Molecule: messenger RNA, 1036 nt
Organism: Peromyscus maniculatus bairdii (prairie deer mouse)
Lineage: Eukaryota; Metazoa; Chordata; Mammalia; Rodentia; Cricetidae
Product: olfactory receptor 6F1-like
Biological process (GO): G protein-coupled receptor signaling pathway
Cellular component (GO): membrane
Molecular function (GO): olfactory receptor activity; G protein-coupled receptor activity
Source: RefSeq, a predicted model, not a curated record
GUGCUGUUGAUUCCUACGAGGGCAGAGAAGAAGAAAUAUGGAUGUAACAAAUCAAACAGUGGUGACAGAGUUUAUUUUUCUUGGAUUUCCAGGCUCCUCUGAACUGCAGCUUGCAUUAUUUGUGAUAUUUCUCACUGUGUAUUUGCUGUCUUUCAUGGGAAACACCCUCAUAAUUUUCCUUAUUCUGAUGGAUUCCACACUGCAAACCCCCAUGUACAUUUUCUUAGGAAACCUGUCCUUCCUGGAGAUCUGGUACACUACGGCCACAGUACCUAAGCUGCUGGCCACAUGUAUCACAAAAGUUGUCACCAUUCCUGUUGCGGGCUGUAUUGCUCAGUACUACUUCUUCUUCUCCCUGGGAGCCACUGAAUGUAUCUUGCUGGCAGUGAUGGCUUAUGACCGGCACGUGGCUGUAUGCCGUCCUCUACACUACUCGCUUCUCAUGAGUGUUCAGAUUUGCAGGAGGUUUUCAGCGGGCUCUUGGAUUGGGGGCUUCAUUGCCCCUCUGCUACCCACCAUACUCAUCUCUCAGUUGAACUUUUGUGGCCCACAAAAAAUCAACCAUUUCUUCUGUGACUCUGACCCUAUCUUUAAACUCUCUUGUUCAGAUACAUUCUUGGUGGAGGCCUUGGGUUACACCUGCAGCUCUGUGGUGAUUCUCAGUUCUUUCCUUCUCACAAUGAGCUCCUAUGGCAACAUUGUGGUCACAAUAAUUAAGCUGUCUUCCCAGGAAGCUAGGAAGAAAACAUUCUCAACCUGUGCCUCCCACCUCACAGUAGUUACUAUCUACUAUGGCACCAUAAUCUUUGCCUAUGUCCGCCCUCCUGCCAAGUACAAUUUCACAAUUGGCAAAGUUGUUUCAGUGUUCUACUGUGUGAUCACCCCAUUAGUCAACCCUCUCAUAUAUACCCUGAGGAACAAAGAUGUAAUGAAAGCUUUCCAGAAAUUUGUAGCGAAAAAGAGAUUUCUAUUAAACAGAAACAUGCAUGAGUUUUGAGAAGGCAACAAUUAAAUUCUGUUUAGAGGGAUGUCUCAG